Molecule: messenger RNA, 2172 nt
Organism: Huiozyma naganishii CBS 8797
Lineage: Eukaryota; Fungi; Ascomycota; Saccharomycetes; Saccharomycetales; Saccharomycetaceae
Gene: BUD7
Product: exomer complex subunit
Exons: 1
Coding region: 1-2172 (723 amino acids)
Biological process (GO): Golgi to plasma membrane transport
Cellular component (GO): exomer complex
Molecular function (GO): protein binding
Source: RefSeq, a predicted model, not a curated record
AUGAUUUCCCAGUGCUCAAUUCCGGAAGUUAAGGAGGAGGUGAUCGGCUAUGCGCUAGAUGAGCGUAAACAAAGACUGGGCCAAUUUCAGGAUCUCGGUCCUCCAGACUUGAUAACUCUGGUGAAAUAUUUACCGUCAUCCGGUAACACCAACACUACUAAUACCCCCAAUACUGGUGCAAAGGCGGACUCUGCAACACUUACCAGCACAGACCCAUCGUUACUUUUGAAUGGAUUACACUCUCAUGAUAAGUUAAAGGGUGAAGUAGGGACAUUUUUCUACUCUGUAGGUGCUGACACCUCGGAUCCAGCAUCAAUUACCAUCUUUCUGAAGAACAUUGCAGACCUUAUCGCAGAAGAGCCUCAGAACUGGUUCAGCAAGAAAAAGAGUUUCCAAGUGGCUAGGAUCUCUUUAUCCACAUGGAACUCUUUCAGAAAAUGUGACAUGAAUAUCGUUGUGCACAUGCCUGGUACAGUUAGCAUGUUUGUGCUCGACUCUAAUGGUGAACAACUGCAUAUCGAUCCUGAGUCCGAUGAUGGGAAAAUUAUUUGGGCGGAAGUGUUUGUCAGCGACGUUGCAAGAGCGUUGAUGCUAAUGAAGGACAACUACGAGGACGGAGAGUCCCAACACUUGGUGGAAACCGUGAUUAUCAACCCGCUAUCAGCCGGUGAAAUUGAUAAAGUGGCUGAUACUUUCAUUAAGAUAUUUCCGAUCGUUUACGAAAAUGGGGAGUUUUUAGGGAGUCCCUGCGACGUCAUUAACGUUUCUAAGACGAAUAACUACCUUGCGGAAACGUUGCUCGAGGUUGUCUCUCUGACUAACUCGGUAGCGCAAUGCAAAGAGAUGCUACUAAAGCUUAUGGAACGUUACCCUGAGGCACUUAUUUUGCUUGUUCGUGUCAUGUUGGCUAACGAUAUGGAGAUCGAUGCUAUUCAAUUGAUUCACAAUCAACUAGAAGAGAUCGAGAAUUACGAUGCCGCUUCAGAAACUACCAAGAAGCCGCUAUUCCCACUGGAUUACAAGUCAGAACUUCUGUGUGUUGAAGCUGAGUUUUUACUGAUGAACAAGAAAGACUUCAAAUUGGCGCAGAUGCUGGCACAAAGUGCAGUGAACUGUGCUCCAAGUGAAUUUAAACCUUGGCACUUAUUGACGAAUGCUUAUAUUAAAUUGAACGACAUCGAGAACGCGUUGCUGAGCCUGAACGCGUGCCCGAUGUCCUCUUUAAAGGAGAAAUACAUCUUGAAAAGAAUUGUACCAUUCCCUGCGGAUAAUUCGCUACACCUGCCCCUACCGGUCGACGUCUUAUUAGACGAGGUGACGACCCUAGAUCCACAAGAAGUACAGAAAGAACAUCAGACUGCAGACCAGGCGCUGGUAAAUCUAGCAGCUGCCAACCUGAAGUCCACUUUCCAAAUCGCGUAUAAAUCACUAACCAGUCUCGUACAAAUCACUGGCUGGGAGACUUUGCUGAGGAUAAGGUCCAAGAUUUUUGUCAUGGAGGACGAGUACCAGAACUCGAGCGAGGAACUGCAUAAUCCAAGAGUCAGCAACGAUGGUGCCUCGUUGGACACAUCAACAUCCACUUUACGUGUGAAAAGGCUGUGCGAGAGAUGGCUGGACAACUUGUUCAUGCUUCUAUACGAGGAUUUGAAAACGUAUACCAUGUGGCAGAGUGAGCAACUGUAUUUUGAAGCUCAAAAUUCAAGCUAUACCAAGUUGACCUUCGAGUGGGAGUUGUAUGGGUUAUGCGCAAGAAGAUUGGGCCACUUUCCUGAAGCUGCUAGGUCGUUCCAGCAAGGGCUACUGCAAAGGUUCUCCCCACAGUCGGCAAGGAAACUUCUCGAGUACUGCGUGAACGAAAGGGAACGCGUCAGACAGCUGUCGAACGUGCCGAACUCGAAGAUGACCUCCAGCCAGAUAAUGACGCGUGUCAGCGAGCUGGACAGCAGCAUCAUCGACCUGUGUGUUAAGAUCUACUGUUGGAACCACAGAUGGUACAUCGAGUUCUCGAGACAAGUGAUACAGUCGAUGGCUGUCGUGAUACAAGACCUGGGGAUAACAAAAGUCUCGAACGAAAUCGCGUCCAAAUACCCGGAGACGGUCGCCAAACUGAUGAAGGACGACGUGCUGGAUUUCUUCACAAAGUACACCAACGACUACUACGAUCUAUAA